CUGAAGUACUCUCAGCUUUUCAUCACAGGAGCCGUCGUGUUGGCGAGAUUGGGUUGGGAGAGUAACAUACACCGAGACGCACUUGAGCAUUCCAUAAAGAAGAACGAAGAUUUCCCUCCUCCUCGGAGUUCAUCGCCCUUCCAGCCGCCUCAGAUUGUAGUCAGGUCUCCGCGUAGCAGAAGUAGCACUGAAGUUCGGCCUCUGACUCCUUCUCGACGACGAUCAAGCAGUUCUGGCUUGUCAAAGUCAUCUGAGUCAGUGGCACGAACACCCAUAGCCGUGCCAAAGCUGCGUAGAACAAAGAGCUCUACCGCAUUAUUUAUAUAUACUGAACCGAGACGGAUAUCGCAUCGUGAAAGUGAAGAGCUCCAACCCCGGCAUGAGCGCGCUGUGACGGGCGAUUCCGUUUUCACUAGUGGUCUUGGUUCCCUCAGUGAAGAAUCUGCUACAGAAGUUGUUGGACGAAAACCAACUGUGACACUGGAUUGCAUGGUUGGUGAAUGGGAGUCGCGGCCAAGAACUUCUACCAUUGUCUAUUGUCUGAAUCAAGGUCUAGUCGCAACAAAGACUAAUCUGGUCAUGCAGGGAACGGUGAGUAUACAGGUCUAA
Cylicostephanus goldi is the source of this 609-nucleotide messenger RNA. The record is from the annotation of a GenBank genome assembly. Lineage: Eukaryota; Metazoa; Nematoda; Chromadorea; Rhabditida; Strongylidae.